AUGGCCUCCUCAAGCUCGGUCAAGGACUUGUGCAAGGUCAUCACAGCCUACCUAGCAGAGCCUGCAUUACCGCUGCCGGACGACGUCAAGGCUGCCAUCGACGCUUACCUCGACAAGCACGAAAUCUACGACGACGCCGUUGCCGAUCGACUCCAGGAAGAGCUUGUCGCGAUCUUUGAAAAAUACGUCCGAGGAAAUGUAUCCGCCACUGGAUCUUGGAUGGCUGUCCUGCGGCGCAUCCAGACGGCCUUGCAAAGCCCGGAAAAGGUGCUCUUCUGGUUUGAUGCCUGCCAGCACAUACUCGACAAUACACCCUUGGACAAGGCCGUUGUCAAGGAGACAAUUGCUGCCAUGAUGAACACGGCGCUAUUGGCCGAGAAGCUGCAGGAUUCUUUCGAGGGAGACUUGAUACCCAAUCCUAUCAUAGACCGACUCCUCACGAUUUGGAUAGACAACUUCUAUCCUGCCCAUAUCGAGGGGAAUAAAUCUUUGGAGCACAAUGAGCAGCUUCUCAGAGAAGCAUUAGGUCAAUUUGGUAGAAGAAAACCAAAAGAGUUCUUUGCGUCGCUCAACAAAAUCUUUGUAAAGAAGGAACAUCGCAAGCCGCUCCUAAGAUUCUUCUGCGCUUUUAUUCAGGGACAGCCACCUCAUUUGUACCAAAUUCUCGAGACACAACUAUGGACUAGUCUGCUGCUGUGCUUGCAGCUUGAUACAUCCACUACAGUGGUGUCUGCAGCGUUGACUGCUCUCAUUAUGCUGCUUCCACACAUGCCGAGCGACCUGGUACCCCAUUUGCCGACGCUAUUUAACAUAUAUGCUCGGUUGUUAUUUUGGGAACAAGAACGCUCCGGCUCUAUUGAGAUGGCCUCUCUGGAUCCUGCCCACACAGCAAGCUGGCCCCCGUGCGAGUAUGAGCCCGACUCUGAGGACUUGAACAUAGGUCAUCUCGGGCAGUAUUUUUCCGUACUAUAUGGACUUUACCCCAUCAACUUCAUGGAUUACAUUCGGAAACCACAACGCCAUCUCCGUCACGCCGAAACUUCAGACUCUAGCAGCAUCGAAGUACAGCCUACAGAGAUUAGGUAUCACUCUGAGCAGUUCUGCAGCGUCCAUGUGCUUCAUCCCAACUUUUAUACGUUGACCAUUGAAUCCGAAAAGACGGAUUUCACGAGAUGGAUGAAAUGUGAAGCCGCCGAAGUCGUCGCUGGGUGUAUGGGACUACGCACGACUACCGAGGCUGAUCCCUUCUCCGACGGUCCCCUGCCGCCUGUUCAGUCAAUUGAUCCUAUUACCUCGCCGGAUGUUUGCGAAGAGCCUCAACGUGUGACAUCUGACCCGUCGCUUCUGAGCAGCAGCAAGGUGGACAAUUGGCGUAAAGCUCAGUUCUCUUGCGCCGAUUCCGUGUCAAGCGACCGAACGCCGUCCAUGAUGCUGCGCAGGGGUUCCCAGUCCAGCCAACCCUCGAACAGAGAGUCACCAUCCCACACGCAGCUACAAGAUAUGAUCAAGUCGAACAAGACAAUCAAAUCCGGGCUCCAUCAGUCCCUCGCCAACGAUAGUGCUGCUUCACUGGCUCUGAGUCACCCUGAUUCGAAUGCCGACAGAUCGCUGAAAGAUUCCAUGCCGCCGCCUCCUCUACCGCCCACAUCUGGUGCCAUCCCGUUGCCAAACAUUGAUGCCCAUACUCAAGUGGUUCAACUCCAACGUCGCGUGUUGCUUUUAGAAAAUGAUUUGAGCUUCGAGCGUUACUUGAAACAACAGCACAUGACGCACAUUGGAGACCUACGACGCCGUCGUGUUGUGGAAGCUGCCACAGAAGCGGAGACACAAAAUCUACUCAUGACGAACCGCCAGCUCAAGAACCGAUACGAGGAGGCCAAGAAGGCCGAGAUGCAAGUGCGGAAGGAGUCGGAAAAGAGUCGCACCAUGGCUAAGAAGUGGGAGACUGACUUUUACAACAAGUUGAAGAACAUGCGAGAAGAAUCCAAGAAGACGGCCGCAGAGUUGGAGGAGCGGGAAAAGGAGCUUGCAGCAUCCAAAGAAGAAGCCAACAAGCUGCGAAUGCUUCUGUGCGAUGCCGAGGUCAAGGAGCUCAACUGGAAGCAGAAUGUGCAGUCGAUUGAGAUCCACGACGUCGAGAUGGAGCGCCUUCGUGAGGAGGUCAAUCGACUGACUGUAACAGAGCGAGAUUUUCAGGCCAAGGACCUGGAGAGGCAGGAAGCUAUGAACAGAUCAGCCGAGACCCAGAAUAAAUUGGAAGAGCUGCAGAUGAAGCUGACAGCUCAAGAAGCUGAAGUUCAGCGAAUCAAGAGACUCUUCCAAAGCCAGCUGGCUGCUUUGCAAGAACAGCUGUCAGCGAGACAAGAGGAGCGAUCACGGCCGGGGGCCAACUCUGACCUCGCAAUCGAAUCAUCGUUGGCUGGCAGCCGAGCGAAGCAGGCAGAAAUGCAAAAGCAGUUUGAUCUGUUGCAGCGCAAAUAUACAAAACUGCAAUCGUCGCUGCUGGACAUGAGCUCGUCGGCACCGGCUCCUAUCAAUACAUCUGGAGGAGGGGAUCGCGACGGCAGCGACUAUCUGUCAACAUCGGCAAGCCCUGUCAUGAUGAGAGCCGCGACACACGGUCCAUCCGACGCAGAUGUGAAUCCAUAUCAAGUGACGCCGCCUUUGGACCCCAAAAUCGGGGCAGCUCUGACUGCGAUACCGAGUCCCAAGGGUAAAGGCCGUGAGGAGGCGGCAGGGCCAUCCCGAAGUCCUGACCAGAGGCAUUUCGCAGGUUUACACAGUCGACUAAGACGGGAUGGCGGAGACAAGGGCAAAGACGAAGGUGGCAUCUCAUCGAGCAAGCCCAAGAAGGAGAAGAGAUCCACAUUGCGAGGAAUUCGUGGAUUUGUUUAG
Akanthomyces muscarius is the source of this 2895-nucleotide messenger RNA. RefSeq lists its product as uncharacterized. NCBI's taxonomy places the organism in Eukaryota, Fungi, Ascomycota, Sordariomycetes, Hypocreales, Cordycipitaceae. The record is from RefSeq and is a predicted model, not a curated record. Gene Ontology annotation, cellular component: TSC1-TSC2 complex. Gene Ontology annotation, biological process: negative regulation of TOR signaling; regulation of cell cycle. The transcript is spliced from 5 exons. The coding region runs from base 1 to 2895 and encodes 964 amino acids.